AUGGAAGGUACGAGGGGAGGUAUGAGGGGUGGUACAAGGAGUGGUACGAGGGGUGGAACAAGGGGAGGUACAAGGGGUGGUACAAGAGGUGGGACAAGGGGUGACUCAAGGGGAGGUACGAGGGGAGGUACGAGGGGUGGUACAAGGGGAGGUACAAGAGGUGGGACAAGGGGUGACACAAGGGGAGGUACGAGGGGUGGUACAAGGAGUGGUACGAGGGGAGGUACAAGAGGUGGGACAAGGGGUGACACAAGGGGAGGUACGAGGGGUGGUACAAGGAGUGGUACGAGGGGCGGUACAAGAGGUGGGACAAGGGGAGGUACGAGGGGUGGUACAAGGAGCGGUACAAGGGGAGGUACAAGAGGUGGGACAAGGGGUGACACAAGGAGUGGUACGAGGGGUGGUACAAGGGGAGGUAUGAGGGGUGGUACGAGGGGUGGUACAAGGGAAGGUACAAGGGGUGGUACAAGGGGUGGUACAAGGGGGAGGUACGAGGGGUGGUACGAGGGGAGGUACAAGGGGAGGUACAAGGAGUGGUACGAGGGGAGGUACGAGGGGCGGUACAAGGGGAGGUACAAGGAGUGUUAUGAGGGGAGGUACAAGGGGUGGUACAAGGGGAGGUACAAGGGGAGGUACGAGGAGUGGUACGAGGGGUGGUACAAGGGGAGGUACAAGGAGUGGUACGAGGGGAGGUACAAGGAGUGGUACGAGGGGAGGUACAAGGGGAGGUACGAGGAGUGGUACGAGGGGAGGUACAAGGGGUGGUACAAGGGGAGGUACGAGGGGUGGUACGAGGGGUGGUACAAGGGAAGGUACAAGGGGAGGUACGAGGGGUGGUACAAGGGGUGGUACAAGGGAAGGUACAAGGGGGGGUACAAGGGAGGGUACAAGGGGUGGUACAAGGGGAGGUACAAGGGGUGGUACGAGGGGAGGUACAAGGGAAGGUACGAGGGGAGGUACGAGGGGUGGUACAAGGGAAAGUACAAGGGGUGGUACAAGGGGAGGUACGAGGGGAGGUACGAGGGGUGGUACAAGGGGUGGUACAAGGAGUGGUACGAAGAGUGGUACGAGGGGAGGUAUGAGGGGUGGUACGAGGAGUGGUACGAGGGGUGGUACGAGGGGUGA
Molecule: messenger RNA, 1125 nt
Organism: Haliotis rufescens (red abalone)
Lineage: Eukaryota; Metazoa; Mollusca; Gastropoda; Lepetellida; Haliotidae
Product: keratin, type I cytoskeletal 9-like
Exons: 2
Coding region: 1-1125 (374 amino acids)
Source: RefSeq, a predicted model, not a curated record